This is a messenger RNA of Zymoseptoria tritici IPO323, 6813 nucleotides long. RefSeq lists its product as uncharacterized. Lineage: Eukaryota; Fungi; Ascomycota; Dothideomycetes; Mycosphaerellales; Mycosphaerellaceae. The transcript has a single exon. The coding region runs from base 1 to 6813 and encodes 2270 amino acids. Gene Ontology annotation, cellular component: Cul8-RING ubiquitin ligase complex; nucleus. Gene Ontology annotation, biological process: double-strand break repair via homologous recombination; replication fork processing. The record is from RefSeq and is a predicted model, not a curated record.
AUGAAACGAUGGCAAGAUCGAGGCGAGGUGGAAGACUCAGAAGAUGACGAAGAACUCAGCCUGGAACUGGAAUCGCCCGAACACGAGCGCCCAUGGAAACGACCAAAACUUGACCACGGUUCGGGAGCUGUACAGAGUGAGAACAUCGCUCCAUGUCCGAUUCAUAGCGAGCGUCCCUUCACUGUCCAGGACGAUGAUGAUGAUGAUGGCUGGGCGGCGACCAAAGUGGCGAAGACCUACGGACGCAGGGCAAGGACGAAGGUGGCCGCAGCAUCUCCAGCAGGACUCGCAUUGCCCGGCGGAGAGCCCGAUGCAUUGGAGGCUGUCACUGAAAUCACUCCCGCGCAGAACUCGUCGGAAGGCCACCUUGCGCAAUCAGCGUCACCCAACGUCAACCUUCGGCUAUCUGCUCAGAUCUUGCCCACCGCACGCCAGGACGGGGGAGCUGCAAGCAGAAAUGAGUUCCUCCUCCAGCGCGGCCGACUUGGCUCUCCCGUGCGGACGGUCGCCCCCCUACAGCUGAAAUCCACAGCACUGCGCAAGAUUCCUCGCAAGCAACUCCAACAUGACAUAUCUGAACGCAGUCGCUCUUCCCCCGAGGACGAGCCACAACUUGCCGAAGACGUCUCAGGCAAUCCGGAUGAUCCUAAAAGCUCUACUGAAGCGAGCAUCCAAGUCUCUACGAACGAACACGAAUUUCCUCACAUCGAUGACCUGGUGUCAUCCCCACUGAGCGAGAGAGAGGUCUCGCCACCGGCAGAUUUCCUGCAGCGUGGGCGUGAUCGCGAGAUGGACGACGCUCUCGUGGACCGUGAUCUGGAUGUGGAGGCCGAUGCCCGCUCUCCUCAUUCUGCCGCGAAUGCUCGGCGGAAUUUCAGGACCCGGAAGGAGGUUCAGCUGCAUCCAUACAUGUUUGACAAGGCCCAGUACCAAAAGCAGUUCCGAGAACGAGGUCUGAAACCCAUUCGACUUAUUGAGCAGGACAUCCCCAAUGAAGAAACACAAUCUGCCUCCCAUAGUGAUGGUAGCCAACCUGCCAUCGCUAGCUCUGCAGCGUCCACGCAGAGUAUGAUAGCUGAGCCAAUUGGUGCAAAUCAGCAGGCAGACUUCAACACGGAUUUCUUCGACUUCCACGUCAGUUCUUCCGAAGAUGGAUCCGGUCUGGAGCCCGCCCAAAAUCAACGCAGAAAACUGAACUUCGUCAAGCAUAAAACGAAUCCUAGCUUCGAUGCGGUCGAUCAAUCGCGUCCGUCCUCUUCAGGCGCUGCAGAUCUGGGAAUUCCGCCCUCACCACCUGUGACUUCGAGUGAUGCAAGCACGCCUAGUCACGAGCAGAGUUCGACAGGUCAGCCAAGCUCCAGGCUUCGCUUGCCGCGAAGUCAUACACCGGUGCCACUUCCUACACCGCACGUCUCUUCCGAUGCGAAGGGCGCUGGCAGCGGCCGCCGCUCCCGCACGGAGCCACGCGAAUUACCUGUACCAUCUUCGCCCGAAGCAAGUUCUUCCGAGGAUGACGCAGAUGUCAAGGCUGCAAUCGAGGCGCGAAGACUACGCAGAGAGCAAAAGCGCAUCAAAGGUGUUCUGCCUGCGUCGUGGCUGAGGAUAGACUUCAGGAAUCAAACGCGUCAAGAAUCGCUAUCGCCCCCAAGGCGUCGACUCAGCACUGCUAGCCCUCCAAAAUCGGAGCCGCGAAAGGGAGUAGCGCGCAGAUUAACGACUGCGAGAUCGAGAUCGCCGGGUUCGCAGAAGCUGCGUGAGGAAGGCAUAGACAAUCCAGACUCCGAGGCAUCGGUCGAAGAAGUCGGAGGGCCAGCUUAUCGCUCUGCCGGUAUAGACAACACUCGAAAUAUCUUGGCCUACGGCGGGAGGGUCGUCGACGAGGACGAUGAUAUGGAGAACGACUUUGUCGACCCGAUGCUCGCAGGCAACGGGUUCACGCAACGACGAGCACCCAAAGACCAAAGACGAAAGCAGCCCUUGAUCACUCAAGCCUUCCACAAGACUCCGAGAGAUCACACGGCCUUCUCGAAUGAGCGGCCUGCGCACAAAAGUGUUCGCACUGGACUUGGCUCGCACCGUGGAGCGCAGCGCAAGCGUCAACCAGACUCCAACCGAGCAUACGCCCGUGCCAGUCGAUUGAGCAUCGCUGACGCUCCAAUAUCAUCCUCUGCUACCACCACCGACUUACCGCAGUUUGUGCGUCUUGCAUUGCGGCGCACACGAAAGAGCCUUGACCAGGGUCGUCAUUCACCCACAUACAAAUUCGUGCGACUAGCCACUGCCGAGGACACGAAGGAAGCAGCUUCUGUAUUGCAUGCAUGGCGGAAUGGUUCUUUAACUCCUCGUCAGCCAUCGCCGAACGCGACGCGCCGUGUCCCAGCAUCGUCCGUUGAUCAUCAACGCAGCACAUUCCCGGAUAUGAUGGGCCAUCUAUCGUUGCCGCCAGACGCACCCAGCAGGUCGCUCGUUUCCAGGCCACCCGGAAAACGCAGGCCUAUGGUGCGACAGAUGAGAAUCAACGAUCAUGCAUUCGGCGAUAGCACGCCCGCGAACGCGCCGACGACAGCUGCGCGAAGCCAUCCAAGGCCGCGGGUGCCCAGACAAUCGAACUUACCUCGUCUGCGUGGAGGACAACUCGAGACGCUCGAGAGCGACUUCAUCUCUGCGCACCGUUCCGCCGCUUUCGGGAAUCGCAUGCAUCACUUGACAGAGACUACAGCUCUACCAGAAGACCGCAUCGUAACCUCUGGCUUCCAUUUAGCAAGAUUUCUCGGCGAGGGCGAUGAGACCAGUGGACCGUUACGAACUGGACCUCUGACCCAACUCAACGAGGCCACAGGUGGCACAAUCAUGGACGUUGAGCAGGUAGCCCAGCGCCUGCCACAUCGAAAGAGAAAAGCGCUUGCUCGUCGUAUCAAUGCGGAUGCGCGUGAGUAUCGACAACCGAGUGAGCCGUUGCCCGACAUUGUAGCCACCACAGAAAGUGUACAGCCAAUGCGUAAUGUCGUCGGAGAAGUGCUUCAAGGCUUGGGCUCAUUCGGUACACGGUACCCUGUCGAUUUCGACAUCCGGCCUAUGCCGGCUGGCACUUUGUUUCAGCACACCACAUUCAUUGGCAGCGGUGAAUUCAACGACGCGCUGAAGCUAUCACAGCGUGACUUGUCGCACGAUGUCGGCCGAAUCCAUGUCCGCAUCGGGGUUCAGAUCCACGAAUGGGGGCCUUGGACUGAGGAUGUCGCUGCUCAAUUCGCUCGCAUCCCUCAGGUCGUCGACGAUGCGUUGAGCGAGCUGUACCGCCUUGAACCAGAUAAGCGUGAUCAGGAGAGAGCCGUGAUAGAUCGCAACGUCGACUACCUGCUUCGGUCCGUUAUGCGGUACUGCUCGAAGUGUCUCUGGUUCCUGGACGUUGUAGAUCGCCAGUCAUGCGUUCAGAGUCUCUGUUGCCUCGUGGCUCACUUGACCGAUGUGCUCGGGCAGCGCGUGGGUGCGUCGGCACCAUUGCCACAAACGAUCACUCGCAUUGCUCAGUAUCAGCUUGUGAUCGCAAAGCUAGCCUGUCAACUAAGCGAUCAUUCUGUUGUCGGCCCGGAUAUCAAGAAGGACGCCGACCAGCUGCUCUCUCGCACAUCUCUGCACCUUGCCCGAACUGGGGUGAUGGGCCAAUUCAGGGACCUGAGAAAUUGCUAUGAGCAUAUACGGUCCGAUCCCAUUCACGCAGCGGGUAUCGACGGCGAGGCGUGGACAUUGAGCAGCUGUGUCAUUCUCAGCCACGUCGUGCGUGACGGCCAUCGUUCCAAAGCUCUGUUUUGGGAGACCAUCUUCACAGCGAUGGACAUCAAUGUCUCUCAAACAUGUGCGGUCCAGGAGUUUGAGACGGUCUGGUACAGCAUCUUCACCCUGCUUCCGGCUUUGGAAUUCGAUGCCAUGGGAAUCGUACGUGUCGGUAGCAGACUGACAUCGAGCCAAGAUGGUUGGAGUCUGCCUCAAAGGCUCAUCAGCAGGGUUUUCGAGUUGUACGAGACUUCCAGCAAUGUUCGCGGCUACAGCGUCAACGAGUACAUGCGGGCAAUUCUUCAAAGGUGCCAUCACCUUGUGAGCGGAUGGGGAUGGUGGAGGUGCGAAUCCGUCGUUACCCUUAUAUACGACUUCUUCAGUCGCAGAGGGCUGUCACUCUUGAACAAGGAAGAAAGCCGUGGCUCUCCGAAAUUUCUAAAUCUGCUCGGCACUCAAGAGGUGACCCUUGAAGUCCAGUCGGACGACAAUUCAUUUCACAUGUUCCUGAAAAUCUUGGCCACCGGAUUGCUGGGAAUGCACAAAUACCAGAUCUACCCGGACCGCAAGACCCAAGGAUUUGCAUGGCGAUUCAUACCGAACCACAACAGAACGUACCGGAAGGACGUCGACGUCGAGCGCGCAGCCUUGGACUCUCUGCGCAACCACCACGAUCUGCUCUGCACGCUGUACUUCGCGUUGCCUUCCGGGCAUCGCCCAGGAGUCCAUCUCCUGCGCGCGCUCGUCGAUCAUACCUCAUCGCAUCGUGAAGCAUGUCGCCUCAACGUUCGAUCAUGGGCCCAUCUCGCAAGCUACCAAGUAUCAACAUCGGAAAGUCGGUCUGAAGUGCUGCCACUGACCAGCUGGUACACGGACGUCGUAGCCGCUACAAUGGCACAAUACCGCCUGGCAAAGUCCGAGGCCCAGUCCGACUUUAUUCGAGCCAAAGAAGAAGGCGCAAAGCCUAGCGAGACUCUACUAGAAACGACCGUGGCCAACAAUCAAAGGCAGAUCGCUGCGACACUUGUAGACGCUCUCGCGGGCCUCAAGCGAGCCGUUUCAUCCGCUAGCAGUUUGGCCAUGGCCAUGUCGUUAGUGGAGGGCACUGCAUUCUGGGAUGUCUUCGAAUUGUUUGAUCCAAACCAGCGUCGCUUGAUCAGCUCCAUGAAAGAGGGUUUGGACGUGGUCAGCGCUGCACUCGACGCUGAGCGAAAGUUCGGCAACAAUAGCAUCAGCCAAAGCUUUUCCGAGGACAGUCAGGAGUUUGGCGAUUUCAGUGCGCUGCAAGAGUUCGCCACCAACGAUGAGGCGCAUGGCGGUACAUGCUCAUCUCUGGCCGGCAUACUUCUGUCGCCAGUUGGAAAAUUCGUCUCCAACGUGCUGGGUGCCGAUGUGGCGCCUGAUGACUCUCUAUUGCAACAUGUCGUGGACGUUUGGGUUCGAGUUGCGAGCAUGACGGUCAAGAAGCUGGGCAAACACUGGUUGAGCUACCUUGACGAGUACAGCGCUACAGGCUGGGCACAGAUGCGCGAUACCGCUCAGAAGCGAAAGUUCACUGCCUACUUCAUUUCGCGCGUUGUGGAGCUCUCGGAAAAUGACAAUGAGGUUCGACAGCACGUGUUGACAGCAUGGCUACAAUCAAUGGUGGAAAGGGAAGCUUUGCUGAAGUUCCAACAUGUGUUGACUUCCGCUCUGCUCAAUCAUCGCGCGCAUGACCCGUUGCUUGAGAACCUGCCCUUCGCUAAGGACACAACAUCCGGACUGUACAACAUCUCGAUUGCUGAGAUACGUCAAAGGCGCCUUGCCCUGAUCUCAGCUGUAUUGUGCAAUAUGCGACAGACCUACGAAGGUGUGGAGCGCAAGCGAGUCGACUCUUUCCAGGAGGCCCGAAGGAUGCACAUCGCAAUGCUGCAACGGGUCAUGCAGACCAUGAAGAGCAACUACGGAGAGCUACAGACCUCUCGCGCACGACCAAGCUCUGAGGACAGCGGUCAGGGCGCGUAUGUCGAAUUUGUUCAGCAAGUCGUCUCCUUCCUGCAACAACAUACCGCAGACAUUUGCCCCGUCGAUCGAUUUUUCACCGACUCCGGUGCAUUUCCGUUGCCAGUGGACGAUCCAACGUACGUUAUAGGGAAGCUUCGGCGUUACGUACCAAAGCUCGGCGACCCAGGAACGCGCAAGGCUCUAGCAGUUUUCGUCCACACUGUCGUAGAAAGGGCUGUGCUCGAGCAGCAGCAGCAGUACCUUGUCAAUCAGAUGGCCAUCGCCGUCAAAGGCGUCCUCGAAUACGGCAACGUGCAGCGUCCGACCUUGCGUCAGGUACUGCUCACGUCCAUAUUCCCUGCCUACAUCGAGAAUGCUUUGCAGACGGCUCACUCCUGGAUACCACUCAUGCCAAUCUUGCAGGCCUGCCAGCGCAUUGUCCCGGAGCUCUUGUACUCGAUUCAGAUUCAGGACGAGCGCAGCGUUCUCGCCGUGAUCGACAGCAUGAUGGCCGUGUUGCAAAGCAUCAAUCGGGAAUGUCACCGAAUCCUGGUUGGCAUCAAGGAGUGGGUCGACCUCCCUCACGUAUUGAAAACACUCUGCACAAUGGUCGCAGUUGGCACGUCUUCGUUCACGGUGAUUUCCUACAUUGCGCGAGCGACUUCGCUCGGCUCAGAGCUCAAGGAGGAGAUGCACUACCUCCGUAAGAUGUUGUCGAUGGUUGAGGCGCGGCUCCGUGGCAGCGGCGAAGUGGAUGUCUUUGUCCCUCCUCUCCCCCUACCGCACGAUUUCGAAUACACAUGGCAAGACACAAGAGAUUACGUUGAAAAGCAGGUUGAAGAACCACAAGUUCCGACAUGGCGCAAUCGAGAGGGGAGCUACGAGAUACGGAGAAAUGGCAGCUGGAAAGAGGUGGUUGUGGAUCUGCAAAGCAUCGCAUCGGAGCGUGCGAGUUUGCUGAAGGAAGUGGAGGAGUUUGGAAGAUCGUAUCAUGCAACAUUCAGCAUUCGGUCGCGGAGAACACGGUCAGAAAAGGAAAUAGGUUGCAUCUAUAUAUGA